Aspergillus wentii DTO 134E9 is the source of this 1134-nucleotide messenger RNA. RefSeq lists its product as uncharacterized. Bases 1 to 1134 code for a protein of 377 amino acids. The record is from RefSeq and is a predicted model, not a curated record. NCBI's taxonomy places the organism in Eukaryota, Fungi, Ascomycota, Eurotiomycetes, Eurotiales, Aspergillaceae. The transcript has 3 exons.
AUGCCUCCUGUUGUUCCACCGCAAUUAAUGGCAAUGCCUACCACUUUCAAUCCUUUUUCAGGAGUCGCCUCUACUGUCAGCUCACGGACUCACUCAACGAGUAGUGAUUCGGAUUGGUCUCGUCACAGUUCUAUCAUGUCCCAACAAUCUCAGAUUUAUGGGAGUUCCCCUGAAGGUCCAGUCAUUUUCCAGCAAAGCGCCAAAAGGGCUUUCCCCCCACAUCGAGAGUGUGGUCCCAUAGAUACACAUAUUGCAUCCACAAAGCCCCCCAAAGCGUCGUCGGAAUUUGACUUUCACACUCCUUACAAUGGCAUCCCUGUGUCCACGGACAGUUAUGGUCGUUUUUCACAUGGCUCCGGGUUCGUGUCAUUCUCGCCCGUUGGACCACAAGCGCCUCCGGCUGCCCUCUAUCCAGAGUGGGAUCACCCCGCUCGCUUACCUACGGAAUCCCUGAGGCGUGACUAUGAUAUGGUCAAGCCCUUGGAGAACCCAGAAUAUCUCGUGGAGCGAAGCAGUCGUCGAGCAGCGGAUAAGUCCAAGAACACUGCUCGAUAUCAUUCCCAGAGACGACCUUCUAAUCGGGAUGAGUUUGAUGGACCUCAUCAAUUACUUGAUAUUCCUUCCCAGAGGGUUAUAGCUGCCCAGGCAAGGGAGUUGCCGCAUCUUCCUACUAACCUUGAUGUCUCAGAGCAAGACCGCAUUUUGACGGCAGUGAACGAUCGAUUGUCGCAGUGCGCAUUCGAUUUCGUUGCAAAGUAUCAGUUCCCAAUUCCGCUGGAAGCGGACAAGAGACAGGUGAGGGUACCCUCGGACCGUGAAUGGACCGAGUGGGUUUAUCUUCUGAAAAGACUGGCCACCAAGCGUCGCAUACCCGCCAGGGUCUUGUAUAAUGGCCAGAUCAAACAAUUAGUUACGGUGCUGGAGAACUCUUUGGAAAUGAGACAUGCUGCCAAGCAUCAAUCCAGACCAAUCAAGGAUGAUCGAAAUGUGCUUCAGCUCAUUUCGGCUGGAACACAAGUCGCUAAAAUCCUCAAGGAUGCCACCGCAAUGGAAUACCUGGACCGUCUUUAUGUCGAGACGGAAAAGCGUAUCCAGGAACGACGGAGCCGUCGUGUGAAAUUCGCCAGUCCCUGA